This is a messenger RNA of Penicillium paradoxum, 705 nucleotides long. RefSeq lists its product as uncharacterized. NCBI's taxonomy places the organism in Eukaryota, Fungi, Ascomycota, Eurotiomycetes, Eurotiales, Aspergillaceae. The transcript has 4 exons. Gene Ontology annotation, biological process: protein folding. The record is from RefSeq and is a predicted model, not a curated record. The coding region runs from base 1 to 705 and encodes 234 amino acids. Gene Ontology annotation, cellular component: cytoplasm.
AUGCAGGUUGAAGUCAACCCCAACGAGGAUACCGAGUGGAACGAUAUCCUCCGCCAACAUGGCAUUAUUCCCGAAAAGCCCAAAGACCCGGAACCUCUUAUUCAAGAGGCGUUGAUCGCCGCGCAGCACAGAGCGCACGAGAAUCGACUCGAGGACAAGGACCUCGACGAGCUUGCCGCACUGGAAGAUGAUGAGGAUGAAGAGUUCCUUGAAAGCUAUCGGCAAAAACGCUUCGCCGAGCUCUCCACUCUCCAACAAACCAGCAUCUUCAACCAGGUCUACCCUCUCCAGAAGGUUGACUAUGCCCGUGAAGUGACAGAGGCAUCGAACAAUGCUUUCGUUCUCGUCAAUCUUACAUCCAUGGGCGGAAAUGUCGAAUCGCGCCUGUUGACAGAGCUCUGGCGACAGCUUGCUGCCAAGUUCGGUGACAUUAAGUUCUGUGAGAUCCGUGCCGAUAUGUGCAUCGAAGGAUACCCGGAGAAGAAUACGCCCACGAUUUUGGUAUAUAAGGAUACCGAGAUCAAGAGACAGCUUAUCACGCUGCAGCAGUUGAAGGGCCCGCGCACCAAGAUUGAAGAUAUUGAGCGUCUGCUCGUCGACCUUGGCGCUUUGAAGGAAAGUGAUGUUCGUCUGAAGAAGCGUGACGACGAGGACAAGAAAGACGAUGACCUGAACAUCGAAGAUUAUGAUGACGACUGGGAUUGA